UCUCGGUGGCGAGUCGGAGCGACCGUUUGUUGGGAUUACUGCCACCUGAUAGCGAUGCCUUCACAGAGCUGAGUGGAGGUGUGAGGGCCGGAGGCUGGAGGCUCAGACUGGAAGACACUGAGUGAGUGACAGGCCAGACUGAACAGCUUGAUGGUGGUUGUAAGAUAAACCAAACAGACCCAAGCCGAGGCCGAGAUGGCGUUACGACUGGGAUUCAGGGUCUCCCUGGUCUUGGUAAUCCUGGCCUUGACCCUUUCCAGUGAGACAGUGGAAGCACAGAGAGCAGGGUGUAAAAAUGUCCACUAUGACCUGGCGUUUAUUCUGGAUACCUCAUCCAGCGUGGGAAAGGAGAAUUUCGAGAAGAUCAGGCAAUGGGUGGCCAACCUGGUCGAGUCAUUUGACGUGGCGCCCGACAAGACGAGAGUGGCCGUGGUUCGGUACAGCGACAGGCCCACCAUAGAGUUCAACCUGGGGCGACACAGGACCCUGGAAGAUGUAAAGAGAGCGGCUCGGAACAUUCGCUACCUGGGCGGGAACACGAUGACCGGGGACGCCAUCAGCUACACCACCAACAACAUCUUCACCGAGCGAAACGGAGCGAGGCCCACGGCCAGAGGGAUCCAGAGGGUGGCCAUCCUUCUGACGGACGGCCGAAGCCAGGAUUACGUUCUGGAGCCAUCCAAGGCGGCCGCCAAAGCCGGCAUCAGGAUGUUCGCCGUGGGCAUCGGCGAGGCGCUGAAGGUGGAGCUGGAGGAGAUCGCCGCAGAGCCCAAGAACGCCCACGUCUUCCACGUGACGGACUUUAACGCCAUCGACAAGAUCAGGGGCCGGCUGAGGAGGCGGCUGUGCGAGAACGUCCUGUGUCCGAACAUGAAGGUCCAGCCCGACCGCUUCAAGCCCAACAGCACCAGCUAUGGUCUGGAAGAGGUUCCAGGGUUCGACCUGAUGGACUACUUCAACGUGAGAGAGAUUCUGGGGACCAGAGACGAUGACGGUCAGAGUGCGUACGUUCGCCUUGGCACCAUGCCCAUCGUGCAGCAAACAGAGGAGGUGUUCCCUCAAGGGCUGCCUGAUGAAUACGCCUUUGUGACGACGUUCAAGUUCAGGAAAACCUCAAGACGUGAGGACUGGUACCUCUGGCAGGUUUUUGACAAAUAUGGAAUCCCACAGGUGUCCAUCCGUCUGGACGGUGAGAACAAGGCGGUGGAGUAUAACGCUGUCGGACUCACGAAAGACGCCGUCAGAGCCGUGUUCAAGAACGCCGAGGUCGACAACUUGUUCGACCGCAACUGGCAUAAGAUCGCCCUCAGCGUGGAGGCCAAGUCCGUGUCCCUGUACCUGGACUGCAAGCACAUCCAGACGCUGCCCAUCGAGGACAGGGAGGACAUCGACAUCCAGGGGAAGACGGUGAUCGGGAAGAGGCUCUACGACAGCGUCCCCAUUGACUUUGACCUUCAGAGGAUGAUGAUUUACUGCGAUUCCAAACAUGCAGAGCUGGAAACCUGCUGCGAUCUACCAACGGGGCCUUGUCCUAAGAAAGUGGUGACGGAGGCGCCGCCGGUGGCGAUCCCCACCCCGACCCCCACCAGCGUGGAGCAGCAGCGAGGACCUCAGGCCAACUGCUCGUGUCCCGCCGGAGCCAAGGGAGACGUCGGCGCGCCCGGCGUCGCCGGUCCCCGGGGCGAAAAGGGUGAGACUGGUCCUAAAGGCGCUAACGGACAGCCGGGCAUCAAAGGAGAGAAAGGAGAGACUGGCAAAGUAGUCUCUGUCAAAGGAGACAGAGGCGCGAAGGGUGAUAGUGGCAGCAUAGGAUUGAAAGGUGCUGCUGGACAAAAAGGAGAGAAGGGUCUCGGUGGCGUGCCGGGUAUUGACGGCCUGUCUGGCGACAAAGGAGACAGAGGGGAGGCGGGACUGCCUGGUGAUCAGGGGCUGCCCGGUCCAGCUGGACUGAAGGGAAUUCAGGGAGACGCAGGAAGUCCCGGUGCCCCUGGACCGAAAGGCGUCAUCGGUGACGCAGGUGUAAAAGGUGAAAAAGGAACACCGGGGACCAGGGGUGAACCGGGCCUGGAUGGAUUUCCUGGAAAACCCGGUGUUCCUGGGAAAGAUGGGCUGAGAGGACUCACUGGAGCGCCCGGGCCGAGCGGGAUCAAAGGCGGCAAGGGCGAGAGAGGCCUUCCCGGAUUACCUGGCGAUGUGGUGCAAAAAGAAGGCUUGAGGGGUGAAAAGGGAGAAGCCGGACCUCCGGGGCCUCCAGGGCCGGAGGGGCCCCAAGGGGCUCCGGGUCCUCCAGGGGUGCAGGGUCUACCUGGUGAGCCUGGAGAGUUUGGCCAGAGGGGAAAGAAAGGUGAAAGUGGGCUUCCAGGAGUGGACGGCCUCCCUGGACCUCCUGGUGCUCAGGGUCCGGCCGGGCCUGCAGGAGCACAGGGACACCCCGGACCUCCUGGUCUCCCCGGUGAAAUCGGAUUUUCAGGCAAACCCGGAGAGUCUGGAAAGCCUGGUCUUCCGGGUAAAGACGGUCUGGACGGGCUUCCUGGAAACGACGGCGCCACGGGUCCUCGGGGGGAACGCGGGACGGACGGGUUCCCCGGUAAACCCGGACCAAAGGGUGACGACGGACCUCCUGGACCAAGAGGACCUCCUGGAGAGAGGGGCGAAGCGGGUUCCCGAGGACAGCCCGGUGCAGACGGAGCUCGAGGAGACCGAGGCAUCCCGGGCGAGCGAGGGCCGGAGGGAUCCCUGGGACCCAAAGGGGAAAAGGGCGACAAGGGGGAGGUCGGAGCCCGAGGACUGCCCGGAGUGCCGGGGAACGUGGCGAACGUCAUCCCGGAGCCCGGAGAACCGGGAACGCCGGGAGCCAAGGGAGAGAAAGGAGACCAGGGAAAACCAGGAGAAAUGGGCCCCCGAGGUUUACCCGGCGAGCAGGGUUUUAAAGGACAGCCUGGACUGCCAGGUCCGAAGGGAGACACGGGCCUCACCGGAGAGACGGGUCGUGUUGGAGACCCUGGCCCCCCCGGCGUCGCCGGCCCUCAGGGGCUCCGCGGAUUACCAGGCAACGUGGGAAUCCCGGGAACCAUCGGGCCUCCUGGACCAGCUGGACUCAGAGGGGAGAAGGGUGAAAUGGGUAAAACAGGACAACCAGGACCCCAGGGCCCGGCUGGGGACCCCGGUCCAAUCGGCCAACCCGGACCGGCGGGGAAGGGCAAAGAAGGGCAAAACGGAGAACCUGGACCUCAGGGAAUCCAAGGCCCCCCAGGGCCAAAGGGUCUGCCGGGGUCUCAAGGAGAACCAGGAUUACCGGGGGACAGGGGCCACGCAGGAGAGGGCAAAGUGGGACCGCCGGGAGUUCCUGGAAAACCUGGCGAACCUGGAGCUGCGGGUUUGAGGGGUCCUCCGGGAGUGGCUGGUCCUCAAGGUCCGGCAGGACACAAUGGUCUGCCUGGAAGGCCUGGAGAGAAGGGAUCACCUGGAGAGCCUGGGAAGGCAGCGGACCUGUCUGAGCUCAACCUGAAGGACGUCUGCUCCGACUGCCCCGCCGGCCCGCCCGGACCGCCCGGACUCCCCGGAGUACCCGGAGACAAAGGACACACAGGGCCUCCUGGGAAAAGCGGCCAGGACGGAUACCAAGGCCCGCCGGGACCAGCCGGACCUCAAGGGCCCCCUGGAGCCGACGGAGGAAAGGGGAUAAAAGGUGACCGUGGACCUGCUGGAGGCCCUGGAGAGAAAGGAGAUAAGGGUCACCCCGGACCGCCGGGCCACCCGGGUCCUGCCGGAUUGAUGGGUUCUAUUGGCACCGAUGGACAGCCCGGCCCCGCGGGUCCCCCGGGAGCCCCCGGAGAAAAGGGCAAAGAGGGUCUCAAAGGAAUCCAGGGCCCACCAGGCCUCCCCGGCUUGAUCGGCCAGCCCGGGAAGAUGGGAAAAGACGGCAGAGCAGGUGAAACAGGAGAGCCUGGCAAGCAAGGUGAACCGGGGCCCCCAGGUAACCCCGGACUGCGGGGACUUCCUGGCUUCAAGGGCCACAGAGGAGAGCCCGGACCUCCAGGAGCGAAGGGAGAAGACGGGAAGACCGGCUCACCUGGACGAGACGGCAAACCUGGAAAAGAGGGCCUGAAGGGACCUCCGGGUCCUGAUGGGUUACUGGGACCAAGAGGCGAGCCGGGUAAACCUGGUGAACCAGGACCAGCAGGAAAAUCGGGUCUCCCUGGAACUCCGGGUCUCAGGGGAGACAAAGGAGAGCCCGGCAACCCGGGAUUACCAGGCUUUAGCGGGCCUAAAGGCCCCGCGGGUCCACCUGGUCCCAUCGGCCCCGAGGGAAAACAGGGAAUGCCCGGCAGAAUCGGUGAUCGUGGAAAUAAAGGCGAUAGGGGAGACCCAGGCACGAAGGGAGACAAAGGACAAUCGGGAGAGCCAGGAAUGCCCGGAAACCCAGGACCCCCCGGGAGAAAGGGCCACACGGGGAUGAUGGGCAUGUCGGGACCGCCGGGAGAGAUCGGAGCCCCGGGGCCGCAGGGGCCUUCAGGAAACCCCGGACAGCCCGGCCCCAGGGGGGAGUCGGUGUCGCUGGAGCAGGUGCGGCGGCUCAUCCAGGAGGAGCUCGCCAAACAGUUAGACGCCAAAAUGGCGUACCUCAUGGCUCAGAUCCAGCCGGCCCAUGUGAAGAGCACCAUGGGACGCCCCGGGCCCCCGGGCCCUCCCGGUAAGGACGGCAGUACGGGGCGACCCGGACCCCCCGGUGAACCCGGGAUGCCUGGACAGAAUGGAGGAGAGGGACCCAGGGGACCCAUGGGCCCCAAGGGCGAAAAAGGAGCAACGGGUGAAAAGGGAGAGCCAGGUGUUGGCGAUAGAGGAGAACAAGGCCCUCCUGGUCCGAUAGGUCCAGCAGGUCUUCCUGGUUACGGUAAAGACGGCAGUCCGGGACAAGUCGGCGCCCAAGGCGAGUCGGGGAAUCCCGGCCCCCAUGGCCAGCCCGGCCCCCCCGGUCCCCCGGGCCAGUGCGACCCCACCCAGUGCGCCUACUACGCCAGCCUGGCGCAGAGACCCCACACCAAGAAUGUCAAAGGGACUUAAAGGGGAGCGGACCUGGACCUGGCUGUAUUUAUGAACUCGGUGGUGUCGGUCUGAAUCAAGAACUUAUUCUUUUUUUCUUUUUUGUUUUCGUUUUUUGUUUUCUUUUUUUGGUACCAACGCUACAGACGGAUUCACAACGUGGGACUUCUUUCACUUUUCCAUUAAGGGGGCACAGAGGGCAGCUAAAGAGUUUUCCUCGUCACGUGCAUGCUUCCUGUAAUACAUAUAGGGAGAUUAAUGAGGACGCUGCCAUGCCCCCCCCCCCCCACCCCCCCCCCCCCCACCCCCCCUUGUUACCAGGACGGGAGAUCAGCAACCCGAUAAACGGUAUCGUUUCAUCAGUAAUUAUCUCCAGAGUUCAUGCAGGCGAUUUCCUGCCAUCCUCACAUCGUCCCGCAGUCCCGUCACCACUCCGUCCAUCGGUCUCCUGGCAGGGAUCCUCUCAGUCCAGAGAGAUAUCUGUUUUACUGUCAGUGACAGGAAACAGUUGGGGGGGCGGGGGCGGGGGCGGGGAGUCGAUGGGAGGAGCAUUCAAUGAGCUCCAGCAAGGAAGUGAUGAAUCAACCACGUUGAGACUUUUCUCUUCUUGGUAAGUGGCUUAAAAGUGUAGUAGGUAACAUUUGACUAAUGCCACUGUGGUGCAAUAGGUGGCAGCAGAGAGUAAGUUCUGUCUCA
Salarias fasciatus (jewelled blenny) is the source of this 5739-nucleotide messenger RNA. RefSeq names its product collagen, type XXII, alpha 1 (gene col22a1). NCBI's taxonomy places the organism in Eukaryota, Metazoa, Chordata, Actinopteri, Blenniiformes, Blenniidae. Gene Ontology annotation, cellular component: extracellular matrix. The transcript is spliced from 65 exons. The record is from RefSeq and is a predicted model, not a curated record. The coding region runs from base 196 to 5064 and encodes 1622 amino acids.